Molecule: messenger RNA, 996 nt
Organism: Botrytis deweyae
Lineage: Eukaryota; Fungi; Ascomycota; Leotiomycetes; Helotiales; Sclerotiniaceae
Exons: 2
Coding region: 1-996 (331 amino acids)
Source: RefSeq, a predicted model, not a curated record
AUGGAUCAACCAGUCGAUAAUAAUCAGGCAGUUGAUAAUAAUCAAGGAGUUGACAACAAUCAACAAGUCGUCAACAAUCAACAAGUCGUCAACAAUCAACAAGUCGUCAACAAUCAACAAGUCGUCAACAAUCAGACAGUCGUCAACAAUCAAGCGGUCGACAACAAUCAGGCAGUUGACAACAAUCAACAGGUCGACAACAAUCAACAAGUCGUCAAUAAUCAACAAGUCGACAACAAUCAGGCAGUCGACAACAAUCAACAGGUCGACAAUAAUCAAGCAGUUGACAACAAUCAACCAGUUGAUAACAAUCAAGCUGGUCCUCCAGCCCCAAUGAACCAUCGUCCUCAUCUCGCUCGACGAGUUGCCGAGGAAUAUGUUCCUCUUACACUCCGAGCUCAAAGAGCCCGUUAUCACGCUAUGGUUACGGCUGAGAGACCGAUCGAGUAUCCUACAAUGGCUGCGACAAAUGUUUCUAACAUUGGCGCUGCCCAGGUCACUGGAGACGCUCAGAGUGGUAGUAGUGCUCAAGCUACUGUUGGCAGUGCUCAAGCUGUUGGCAAUGCUCAAACUGUUGGCAGUGCUCAAGCUGUUGGCAAUGCUCAAACUGUUGGCAGUGCUCAAGCUGUUGGCAAUGCUCAAACUGUUGGCAAUGCUCCAGCUGCUGGCAAUAACCGAGUUGUUCUUCAAGCCACUCAAACUCUUGUGAUCACCGUUCACCCUUCUAGAGUUGCCUUUAAUUCUUUGACAGUCAACCCCGUCACUACAACUUCCUCUGCAAGCACUAUCUUAAGUUCUACAUUUAUGAAUGCUCGAGUCUUUGAUGCUUCGAGUACUUCAUCUUCCUCAACAGGUGGCAGUUCUGUCGCCACGUACGGAAGCUCUAAUGAGCAUGACGGAAGCGAGGAAGGAGCGAAUGACUAUGUAGUCGUUGAUCAGGUCACCGGAUCAUCUUCAAAUGGUGAUAUGGACAACGCCGUCACCCGUGAUCAAUAA